UUUGAUUUUUAAAAACAACAACCAGAAAAUUCUGGUGCCAACAGAUGACGACGCAAAUAAUUUGGGGAUAUAAACAGAGGUGAGGGGAAAGGGGGAGAGGUAGAGGGAUGGGACUGCGUUAUACCGCAGGAAGAAGAGGAGAGACCAGAACCAGCAGGAGAAGAAAAAGAAGAAAAAACUUCUGACCCAACCAACCAUUCAUUCCUUCCUUCCUUCCUUCCGUUCUCUGAAUUUUGAUCAUACUCGUAGAUAGUCUGAGUCGUUUAUCCAUCGGUUUAUAUGAUCGCUAGCUUCACUGGCUUGUGCUUUGGUUUCUUGAGCAAUUAUGAAUCAACAGUGUCUUGUUGUAUGUUGGUAUGGGGGGCCAGAAGCCCUGAUCUUCCCAGUCUGUUUGGAUUCCUACAUAGUCUUUGGCUUUCUCCACUCAACAGAGCAAGGAAAUGAUAGUUGACAUCAUGACGUUUGGUAGAUUGAUGUCAUAAUUACUUGAACUAGAGUGGAAAUUCUCUAGGAAUUGAUUCCUUUCUUUCAGAAUUCAUAUCAUAGAGGACAUUAGGGAAGGAUUUACCUUUGAUUCUUAUUAUGGUUAUGGGACAUUGAUGGGAGUUGGAAGCUCAAUUUGCAAUACAUUCAUUAAGAGCUUGAGAAGAUUCCAAUUUUUUUGGUUGAACUGUGUUGGGAUUUUGGAGUGAAGAAAAUGAGGCUAUUUACAAGUGUAGGGAAGGUGAAUUGAUGAAAGGUCUCACUUGAAUCUUUGGAGGACAAAGUAUCUGUGGCUUACUGUAAAAUCUUGCUGAUGGGUUUGCCUCAAGUGUCCUCCAGCAACAUUGCUGAGGAAGUUGCUGCUUCACUGAACUCAAUUGUGCAAAAUCCUCCCCGGUUCGGCAGUGUGAGCAGUUGUGAUCUGGAUGGAAUUCACAUGGGAGUGGCAGUUAAUCGUAUCCAAGGGGAUUUUCCAUGUUCUUCUCUUGGAGAUUUCCAGAGGAAAACAACCUUGGACCUUGUCGAAAGCCCAGAUGGCCUAUUUAAAUGUGAAAGUCCUAUUACUGGUGCACACGGUGCUCAUGGGUGGAAAACUGAUCCCAAGGAGAAAAAUGGUUUGUUUCGUUGUAAAACUGGGCGCAAUAUUCAAAUUCCUGUUUCACGGAUUGUGGGUUUUGACUCUGGGGGAUCUGAUUCCUCUGUGAAUGAGUUAGAUGGAGUUUCACCUGAUCAUAUUCCUUUAUCUGCUGCGGUUACUAACACAACUGGCAAUGACACUGAGCCGCAUGGGUCAAUAGUCAGGAAACGGUUGUUGUCCCCCUUGAAUGGUAUGCUUCGGUCAGAUCAAUUCAAUGGUGAUCAGCUGGACAUUUGUGGAGGUGAUGGUCAGUUUGAUCUCCCUAUUCCAGGAGAUGAACUUAAUGCUUUUCUGGUGCAAGACCAUAAGAAAGCUCACACUGAUUCUCCAAGCACCCCAGUUUGUUCCGUAUGUAGUUGCCAAAGUUGGAAUAAAACGUUAGAUAAUAAGACUAGAAGUAACUCUGUUUUAUUCACUGAUGGCCCUUUGCUUCAGAACAAUGAGUCCCUACCUUACAAUUACUGCUUAUCUUCAACGGGGUUUGAUCCCUGUGGAGAACCAAGCAAGGUAAGAACCCAAACUGGGGCAAUAGCCAUAUCUUCAAAAAAGGUGAUAUCACCUCCUCUCUCUCUGUCCCCUCUUGGUCCAAAAUUCUCUGAAAGAAUGAAAUCUGCAGGAGUAUACAGGCAUAUCAGGAAAGAGAUCACAGGUGACCAUCUAACAUCAAUGAACAUGGAGAAGUCACCCGAUGGAAGUGCAUCAGAAUUUUCAUUCUCCCAUGCAGAAGAUUUGUUUAGUGUGACUAGCAAAUCAUUUCAAGGUCCUGCUAUUCUGCAGACUGACUGUGAUAUAUUUCCACCUGGAAGUACCAGUGGCAUAUGCCAGCAUUCAGGUCCUGAAUCGGCCCCUACACCCCAAUGCCUCAACUUUGUUAGAAGUUUGAGUGGACUUUCUGUGAGGAGGUCUUUGGUUGGUUCUUUUGAAGAGUCCCUGUUGUCUGGUCGGUUUUCAUCUGGCAAAGUCAGUCAGAGAAUUGAUGGUUUUCUGGCUGUUCUGAAUGUUACGGGGGGGAGCUUCUCACCCCCAUCGCUGAAACUUCCAUUCGCAGUAACUAGUGUGGAUGGAGAUAACUAUCUACUGUAUUAUUCAUCGAUAGACCUUGUGGGAAAUUUGCCAUCAAACAAGUGUAGAGGCUCCAAAUUGAAGAGAAGCCUUGGCAAUGAUGAUUCUCGAGCUUCCAAGAGCCGACUGCGUAUCCCCGUGAAAGGGCGCAUACAACUGGUUCUCAGCAACCCAGAAAAAACACCUCUUCACACCUUCUUUUGCAAUUAUGAUUUGAGUGAUAUGCCAGCUGGAACCAAGACAUUCCUGCGUCAGAAGGUCACACUAGCCUCUUCUGGAGCAACUUCUAUCCCUGUGAAAGGUGGAGACAGAAAUUUUGACAUGAAAAAUGAGCCCAAGGUGAUAGUACACCUUAAAAGAGAAGCUGGCAAGCCAGAUGGAGUUAAAGAUGUACAUACCAUGAGAUCUCACAAUCAAAGUGCUAAAGUUAUCGACAAUGAAAGUUCCAAAGUUAAAAGUUGUGUAUAUAGUGGUGAUAGUCAGCAACAUGACCUGUCCUAUAAAUCCCAGAAUAAGGGAGGGACAAGUCCCUUGUUAUUUCCACCUAGGGACUGUCUUGGGCAGCCAAAUGGCAUUGGUCUUGCAGUAAGUGCUGAGAAUGGGUUCAACAGCAGCGAUUGCGAGAAGAUUGAUGGGGAGGAUUAUAUCAUGAUAGAUAGUUGCCAUGAAACUGACAAAAAAUCUGUACAUAGUUCUUCAAAGGUUAAUGAGAGCAGUUCUGGUGGUGGUGUUCUGCGUUAUGCUCUUCAUCUCCGUUUCCUCUGCCCUUCUCUAAAAAAAUGUUCAAGGUCAAUCCAGAAAUGCAAAUCUGAUCCUUUAUCUGCUCCAGAAUCAAAUCAUUUGGAUGAUGAAGGGGAGCGGCGCUUCUACUUAUACAAUGAUUUGAGGGUUGUGUUCCCUCAGCGGCAUUCAGAUUCUGAUGAGGGCAAGGUGAUGUUGACAUUGUUGAUGGCUGCUUGUGCUGCAUCCACUGCUGUUGGUCAGAUUGGUCGUAAUGGAAAUACCCACUCAUCUUGGAUGCCUAUAUGCGACCACUUCGCGGCUUUCUGCCACAGAGUCUCAACUUCUGUUACUUUCUCUUACUUGGCCGUGUUGAUAUUAUUUGGUCUCACUGUGUUAUCUGCACUUCAUAUGCCAGCCAAGCCAAUAUCAAGCUCUUUAUCAGUAUGAGUUGCAGAAAGAGAUGGGAAGAGGAAAUUAAAAGAGCAGAUUUAGGAAGUCUAGUCGGCUAUUAUGGCAUGAAUGUUUUUUUCCCUUUCUAACAAUAACUAUGAUUUGAGAGAGAAAGCUUUUACUUGUUACAAUUAAGUAGUUCACUUCUUGUUGAGGAUGAUAUUUUACUAUUAUAGAUUGGUUUUUCUCCUA
Macadamia integrifolia is the source of this 3547-nucleotide messenger RNA. RefSeq lists its product as uncharacterized. NCBI's taxonomy places the organism in Eukaryota, Viridiplantae, Streptophyta, Magnoliopsida, Proteales, Proteaceae. The transcript has 6 exons. Bases 797 to 3352 code for a protein of 851 amino acids. The record is from RefSeq and is a predicted model, not a curated record.